Oppiella nova is the source of this 2619-nucleotide messenger RNA. NCBI's taxonomy places the organism in Eukaryota, Metazoa, Arthropoda, Arachnida, Sarcoptiformes, Oppiidae. The record is from the annotation of a GenBank genome assembly.
AUGCUGUCUUUACCACAAGAGCGACGUAAUCUUUUAGGUGAAGCAUCACUUGAAAUCGCAGUUCGUGAAUUGUUUGAGUGGGGCGAAAUGCAAACCGACCCGAACUUUGGCAAUUACCUUGUUCGCUUGGGCAAUGGUGAAGAGAUAAAAGAUAAAAUUAUUUUGUUAGAUUUUGGCGCUAUACGUCAGUUCGAUGACCAAUUACUUCGCGUAGCUUGUAAUUUAAUCAAAGCGGGUUAUAACCACGAUGCUGAAGCAAUGGUCAAUGCGAUGUCGGGCUAUGAGUUCUUUGAUGCAAUGCCUUUAAGCAUUAAACCCGAUAUGGCAAAACAAAAGUCCCUAUUUGAUCUGAGUUUGACUGAAGAGCAGCAAAUGACGGUGGAUGCCAUGGAUCAAUUUGCUUCCGAAGUACUUUAUCAAUUGGCUCAUCAAGCGGAUCACGAGGAAAAGUUUCCAGCUGAGCUUUGGCAACACAGUACCGAUUUAGUCUUGCAGAAGCAGGACAACCCUUCCAUAGAGAAGCGUGGACAUGGUUUUACUAAGGAACAUCCGGCUGAGCGUUGGUACCGCGACUUACCGGAACAUGCCUAUCCUAAAGAACUCGAUAUGCUGGCUUCUUUACUGGAUGGUAUGAACGACGGUGGUGAUGGGCUUAAUGCUGGCGCUGCAAUUAAUAAACGUGGCGAUAUCGACAGUAAUAAUAAAAAUGGCACCAAUAUGUCGACUGCCUUGGGUGUAAUCGAAAUGUGUUAUGGCGAUACAGGCCUAUUGCUGACCAUGCCCCGUCAAGGGCUGGGCAAUUCUGCGAUUGCGGCAGUCGCCAAUGAUGAACAGCUUGAGCGUUUUAAGGGGACAUGGGCUGCAAUGGCCAUUACUGAACCUGGUUGUGGUUCUGACUCUGCUGCGAUUCGCACAACCGCAACCAAAGAUGGUGAUGAUUACAUUCUGAACGGUGAAAAAAUAUUUGUCACCUCUGGGGAACGUGCUGACUCAGUCGUGGUUUGGGCAACUUUAGAUAAGAAAUUGGGCCGUGCUGCAAUUAAAUCUUUUGUUGUGCCUAAAGAAAUUGAUGUAGCCAAAGGUUUUGCGGGCGUGAUGGAAACCUUUGAUAAUACCCGUCCACUUGUUGCUGCCAUGGCUGUGGGCUGUGCCAAAGCAUCGUUAGAACGUAUUAAAGACAUCUUUAAAGAUGAACUAGAUCCCGACUAUGCAACUCCAUAUUUACAAACAUCCAAUUUGGCUGCACAAAUCUAUCGGAUGGAAGCAGAAUGGGAAGCUGCACGCUUACUCACUAUAAAAGCCACAUGGAUGGCAGAUAACAAAAAACCAAACUCUCGUGAGGCCUCUAUCGCCAAAGCUAAAGCUGGACGUAUUUGUAAUGAAAUCACUUUAAAAUGCGUAGAGUUGGCUGCCAGUGUGGGUUAUAACGAAGAUGAAUUAACGAUACAAAUACAAGACAAUCCGUCGAUCGCACAAGUCAUUCGUGAGGUAUCUAAAGAAUUUGGCUUAGCACCUGAAUCAGGCUUUGCUGUAGCCGACCCGAUCCUGGAUGAUUUAUAUCAGGUAUAUGCUCAACCCAAUGCUCAAUAUUGGGUCAUUGAGGAUGCAAAUGGGCGAGUUGUUGGUGGCGGAGGUCUUUCACCAUUACAAGGAUUUGCUAAGAAAAUUUUGGAAAAGUGUUUUGAAUUUGCGCAACAACAAGGCUUUCAGUCUUGUUAUUUAGAAACCACUCAAGAUUUAUGGCAAGCCAUUAAACUCUAUGAAAAGUUAGGCUUUAAACAUUUAUCACAGCCUAAAGGUGAAAGCACCUUAGGCUUUCAUCUUGGUACACAAAUGCGUAUUUCAAUCCAUGGCUUUAUUGGUUAUGCCAUCAUGACAGCACACGAUAUUACCGAUGCGCUUGUCUUAGCCAACCGCUUUAUCCAGUUGCAAAUUGUGAUGGGGCUAACCUUUGGUAUUAUGACCAUGGCAAAAGCUUUGACUGGUAUUGAUUAUUUGCAUGGCGAUAUCGACUUUGAUUUUCCCAAGCCUGAUGGUUUUGACAAAUACAUCGAGAAACUGGCAAAGCAAUACAAUAUGCGUUUUGAACAGCCGCAUCUCAUUGCAAGUUUUGACAAAUCCUACUUGGGCUUAAAAAUGGUCAAUGCUGACCCGAUUGCCAGUCAAAUUGCGAUUAAUCAAUGUGAAGCAGAACUUUCAGCUUUGGGUGAAAGACGCCGCUUGGCGAUGCGUGUACGUGAUAUCUUGACUCAUUCGGAACAGCAUUAUUUAAGUAUUGAAAAUGUCGCAGAUCGUCUGCAUAUGUCAGACCGUACAUUAAAGCGUCAGUUGGCUGCCGAAGAUGCUUUAGGCGACUUAGUCUACGUUGAAGCGCCUGAAGUAGGUAGCCAUGUGGUUGCUGGCGCUCAGGCUGGUGUAGUUGAAUCCGUUAAAACAGCGUCUGAUAUUCAUGCACCUGUUUCUGGUGAAGUUGUGGAAGUGAAUACCACCCUUGAAGAUGAUCCUGAUUUUGUGAAUGACGACCCCUAUGGCAAAGGCUGGAUUUAUAAGAUUAAACCAGACAAUAUUGCAGAUGUUGAAAAGCUGCUCAGCAAUAGCGAAUAUGAAGCUGGGCUUUAA